Molecule: messenger RNA, 3708 nt
Organism: Moesziomyces aphidis
Lineage: Eukaryota; Fungi; Basidiomycota; Ustilaginomycetes; Ustilaginales; Ustilaginaceae
Source: the annotation of a GenBank genome assembly
AUGACAACGCCUCCUACCCCACAUGCCUCGUCACCAUCCCGGCGGCUUCCAUCGACAGCGCAUCCUUCCACCUUUGCGACCGGUCACACCUCGUCGGCUGCGUCGUCCCGUCCCUCGAGAGAUGAUGCUACCGGGCUGUACGAUCAAAGCGCUCGUACUCUAGACCUCCAGCGUCGUCGCGAACACAGCACCUCGCGUCAUGAGCCAGGCGCAUACCAGCCCUCCUCCAAGCCAACUUCCAGAUCCCCCACCAAGAACGUGGCUAGCUCGACUGCAUCCACUUCCAGCGCUGCGCGCCGCAAGUCCAACAUGAAUAGCGACAAGGCCGAAAAGCGCAGGAGCAGCCGCGCCUGCCUCGAGUGCCGCCUCGCAAAGACAAAGUGCCACGUCACCGACAACCAGGACGUGUGCGACCGCUGCGCCAAGUUCUCCUUCGACUGCCGCUUUGUCCGCCAUCAUCGCGGUCGUAAGCCCGUCUCGAAACUCGCCGCCAUCGAUCCGGAGGACAUUGACGGCGCUCCAGGUUCAUCGCGCCACGGCGGCUCGCAUGGAUACGAUGGCUCAGACGACGAUCUCGCCACCGACCACGACAGCGAUUCGGCGAACGAAGACAUUGCGCCCAAGAAUGAACAGGGUCCGUCAGGCCAGGACGACGCUGACGCUACUCACCCCGCCCAGGCUGGGCGACCAUCGGCGCGCGAACACGAUGCCAGCGGCCCUGCAUCCUCGGACGGCGCCCAAAGACGAAGCAGAGACACGGCGUCCACAAAGGCUUCUUCGGGAAGAUCGAAUAGCAAAGCGAGAGUGCAAAGGAACGCCAACAAUCUGCACGAGCUUGACACCAGUGCAAGACGCAGGAUCUGGGAAAUGCUCGCGCAGAAGAUCCCGCAGCGAGGCUCGACUUACACUUUCGUCAGCAAGGGUGAGGUCGCUCACGACAACCUGCAAGCAUCCACUUCCUCCUCCAAGUCCGCCGGCAUUGGAGCCAGCUCGAAGCGGGCCUCGUCACCUUCCUCUGCCUCAGCCCUCGACCGCAAGGAUGCAGCGAGAGAAAGUGCGACAGGCUCGACGGCGGAAGACGAUCCUUCGCGGCCCAGCGCAAACGAUUCGGCUUCGACGCAGCCAAAGCAAGCCUCCGCUCCGUCGCAACACUUCGCCUCGACCUUCCGAAACCUGCUGCGACCAGUCGAUAAGCGGGCGGCCGCUUCCACUGCCCAAGAGGAGGCAGCAUCUGCUGUCGCAGCACGCUACCCACGCCUGCCGGAAACGCUGAAUCUGUUCGGAUCCAAGGACCCCGUCGAUCUAGGCAUCCUUUCCAUGGCUGCCGCUCGUCGCCUCUACGCAUACUACUUUGAGCAUCUCAACCCGUGGGGGAUGAACUUUGACCCGAAGCUCGUUUCGCACGAUGCGGUGCGCGCGUCGUCGUCGUAUCUGUACUCGACCAUUUUGUACCUCGCCUCGCGAUACAUCGAGCUGGCAGAUGGCGAGGAUGACUCGCCCGCCUUCUUCCCGCCGACGUUCGCACGCCCGCGGCCGGACGACGACCGCAUCACGAGCGCCAUCUCGGCGCAGCUCGGCACACAUGUGCGCAGUCUCGCCAUCAUGGCGUUCGCACUCGGCGACCGGAGGAUGGAGACCGGCGUCGCCAUGUAUCUCUCGUCCGUGUGGAAGGAGGCGGACGACCAUUUCACCAUCCUUUACUGCAGCUACGCGGCCAAGAUCAUGAGCGACAUCCCAACCGAGCUGCUCUCGCUUCUGCCGUCUUCCGAUGCCGCCAACGCUCGCGUCAAGAACGGAAUCAAGCAGAAGGACGACGCCGAGACGUCGGCUGCGUUGCAGCAGCAGAGGUCGCGCCGCAAUCAGCAGCGACAAUUCCUCUUCCACUUCAUCCAGGAGCAUACACAUCUUCUGCACUUUGCGCCGCGGCCCAACUUUGAUCGCGGCCCGAGCCUGUUGCGCAACCUGCUUGCGUGGGCGGACGAUGCGCUAGCCACCGAGGACGACAUUCUGCUUUGUGCGGAUAUCGAUUCGGUGCUGCUGCAGACCAAGUACAAGUCGAUCAUGGAGCGCGCACAGGCGCAGGAGAAGGAUACGCUCUACGGCGGUAGCGAGUGCUUCCUGCUGCUUCAGAGCUUCAUGGACGAGCUCGAGGGCUGGCGCAGCAGGUGGGAGCUGCAGGCGCGCAAGAUCAACGAGCGCUUCGGGCGAAGUGCCGCACCUUCCCCGCCAGAGCACAAGUCGGACCACGAUGCAGGUGCGCCAGCUGCUGACAAGAGCGAGAAUGGAAACAAGAGGAAAGAGGACGAGGGGCCGGAGGAUGGAGUCGGGCAUCUUCCGCUCGAUGCACGCAUGCAUCUGCUGAGUGUAAUGCGCAGCAGUCUCGUCAUGCAGGUCUCGAGUAUUGCCUUCCGAGCUUCGCUGCGCGACAUCAACAAGGCCAAGCCCGCGGCCGCAGGCAAAGCAAGCAGCACUUCAGCUUUUUCGCCCUCAGCUCUGUCUGCGAUGGAUGACCGCGCCGAGCAGGUCUACUACACGUGUCUCGACUCGGCGCUCAACCUGCUGGUGCACACGUUGCAGAUGCCGCCGUCGAUCCUGCGCCAUGCGCAGGACAUGAUCAUGGUGCUCGCGCCGCACGCGGCGCUGCUGGCGACGUACCUCAUCUCGCUCCCGCUGCCAUCGGUGCCGCCGCACUACGCCGCAUCGGCAGCGUCGGACAGGAUGGGCUACGAAUACGCCAAGGUCAAGACGAGGGUGCGCAGGAGAAAGGAGUACGAGCGAAAGUGUCUCGAGCUUAUGCGCGAUACGCGCGAGUCGUUCCGGCUGGCUCAGGUGCGAGCCGACGACCACGUCGGUCUGUGUGCGCAGUACUUUGACUCGCUGCUCAAUGUUAUCGAAGGCGAGUCGGUGGAAAACGGAGCGUCGGCGGCGGCUCCGGCGAGACAGGGAAGAUCGCUGCUCAGCAACACCAGCGUGCUUGCGGGCACCAAGAGGUCGCGCAGCAGUCUGGAUACCCAGCGUGGCGAGGGAGGCGAGCACGAGGCACCCAGCGCUCCACGCGGGGUCACGCAGACGGCGUCGUCGGACGCUGCUGCAGGCCGAUCAAGCUCGGCGGGACCCACUCCGGGCUCGCGCACUUCGGCCCAAAUGGGAGCGCAGCCUCACUCGAGCCUGCGCCAUUCUGCUCAAUCUCACGGCACGUCCAACAUGGACGCAUCGGCUGCCGAGACGCUGCUCAACCUGCACUCGGAGUCGCAUCCGUUCGGGUCAGAGGCCGACGAGGCUGGUGCCGCCAACGAGGGCUCCUCGCGCGUGUUCCCCGCAGGUGGAUACUACGGGUCGGGCACGCAUCUUGCGCAUCCGCGCGUCGGCGCCCACACCGCAUCCACACCGCCAUCGUCCACGUCUGCUGCGGCCGGAUCGUUCUCCCCCGGCAGCUUUGUGAGCUCGGGCAUGUUCGGCCACUUUGUGCCUCCGUCGUCCUCGUCGAUUCCCAACUCGCCGCAACACACAUACCCGCACCACCACCACCAUCCCCACUACCCUGCUGUUGCGCAUCCGAACGCGGCCGAGUUCGCUUUUGCGCCGGGCAUGGUCGCUGCACAGGGAACAGCGACGCCGACGGGAGCGGCGGGAACGGGCACCUCGACACCAGUCGACUGGACUUGGCUCCAGAGCUUCCUCGAGGUGCCCGAGUUCUCGUGGAUGUAA